AUGGUGGUGUUGAAUAGACCUUCUCAAUCUCUAGGUUUAACCUGUACAACAUGUAAGGACUCAUCCACAGUAGUGGUUGACCACGUGGAGGGGAACCAGCUAUGCCUUAAUUGUGGACGAGUUUUGGAAAACGUUUUAAUAUCAGAACAACAAGAGUGGCGUAACUUCAAUACAGAAUCACUAGGACAAGCAGGAGCAGAGAAGAGCAGAGUUGGAGAAUUGAACGACGUAUGGCUUGAUGGUACAAGUAGCACGACGUUUAUAGGAGGAUCUAAAAAGAUGCAGCAUUUACAAAAUUUGAUGACCAAUUAUGACUCAUCAGAUAGAGCCCUUAAAACCAGCUUUACCCUAUUACGAACAAUAGCAGACUCACUUAAUAUGAGAGACCAAGUAGUGGAGCGAUCUAAGGAGAUUUUGAAGGAGUUGAACCAAAUGGGUCAUUUGAGAUCCCGUUCAAAUAGUUUAAACACAUUAGCAGUGCUUUAUUUGGCCUGUAGAGAAAGUUCAGUUUCCCGUUCUCUUAGGGAACUUGUGAUUUAUGACCGCAGCUUAACUGUCAAGGAACUUGGAAGAGCUAUUAACAGGCUUAAAAAGGUACUGCCUAAUAGAGGAAACGCACCCACAGAAGACGUCUCUCAACUUAUGCCUCGCUUUUGCUCAAGACUUAACCUUAGCAAUGAAUUUAUGACAACUUGUGAAGCAAUUGCUCAGAAAAGUUUUGUCCUCUUGACUAGCGCUCACAGGACCACUUCACUAGCCGGUGGCAUUAUUUACCUUGUCACUCGUCUCUUUUUCGCUGAUGACUCGCCAAUAUCAAUUUCUGACAUUUCCCAAGUCUGCGGUACUAGCACCGGAACGAUCAAGACCACCUUCAAGGAACUGUGUUUGUACCUGGACAAACUAAUUCCUCCUAAACAUAGAGAUAAAAUGCAUAACAUUACUAAUAUUCCUAAUACUAGUGGAAAGGUAGAGUCAAGUCAGCCCGGAGUUAGGAGUUUGUUAACUGGGAAUUUCACGAAUUUUUAA
Theileria annulata is the source of this 1026-nucleotide messenger RNA. Its product is annotated as transcription initiation factor tfiib, putative. The transcript has a single exon. Gene Ontology annotation, biological process: transcription preinitiation complex assembly; DNA-templated transcription initiation. The record is from RefSeq and is a predicted model, not a curated record. The coding region runs from base 1 to 1026 and encodes 341 amino acids. Gene Ontology annotation, molecular function: TBP-class protein binding. Gene Ontology annotation, cellular component: nucleus; transcription preinitiation complex. Lineage: Eukaryota; Apicomplexa; Aconoidasida; Piroplasmida; Theileriidae.